CCUCUAUUUUAAAUUGGCGGAGGUUUUUGAAAAAUGGCUUCACCUCCUAAUAAAUUGAAGAUUGAGGCGAACGGAUCUCGUUUAAGUAAACUCUUGAUAAAUAAAGGAACACAAGCUUUGAAAACAACAUUGCAGUUUAAUAUAAAUUUUCGCUCGUCAAACCUAAGCGAUGAACUUAAUAAACCCUCAAAUAAAAGUACAUUGGAAUCAUUAAGAAAAAGAAACGUCAUCAACAAAGAGCAAUGGAACCUUCUUUACCCAUCAACUGGUUUGCCAAACCUUCAAAACUUUGAUAUUUCAUUAUUGACUGUCUUACUGCGUAACAUAUGUGGUCUAACAGCGCCACAUGGUGGAUGGGAUAAUCUUCCUUUCAAUUCAGAUACUUCAAUCUCAGCAAACAUUGCAAGAAUAAAAUUUUAUCGAAACAAAGAGUACGGUCACAUAACUACAACUAGUGUAGAUGAUAGUGAGUUUGAGUAUUUGUGGAAUGAAAUCUCAAAAGCAUUGGUUGGUUUGGGUAUUCAACAAACUGAAAUAGAUGAAAUGAAGGAAGCUCCACUCACUCCUGAUGAAGUAAAUUAUACUGUUAUGUUAAAAGAAUGGUAUAAGAAAGAAGAGCAGUUAAUCGAUGUCACUGAAAAAACCCAAGAAGAUGUGAAAGUCAUAAAAAGAAAUGUUGCAGAAAUUAAACAAGAGAUGGCUACAAAAGCUGAUGUUGUUGGAGUAAAAGAAAUGAUACAGGGCGAAAUAUGUUCUGAUCUUAAGAAGCUUGGAAAGUGUAAUUUCAAAGGUCUUAUAGAAGAGCUUAACAAGAAAUACCUUGAAGGCACUAGACAAUGGUUAUUUGAAAAACUCGACACUUGGUUUAACGAUAGAAGUGAAGAUGCUUCUAAUGUCAUGAUUUUGAUUGCCGGUCCUGGCGUUGGUAAAAGUGUGUUUGCUGCUGAAGUGUGUCGACGAUAUUCUGAAAAGAAGAAACUUGCUGCUUCUCAUUUCUGCAGAUAUAAUAGAUCAGAUUAUAGAAAUCCUCGAAUUUUGAUAGAAUCAUUGGCUAGUAGCAUGAGUGAUACAAUAUCAAAUUUUAAAAGUAAACUGAAUGAAGAAUUACAGAGAAAUAAUUCCAAAGAAUCGAUCACCGAUAAAUUCCUUGUUUUAUUAAAUAAUCCAUUGCAAUCAUUGGAAGAUCAUGAACCAAUGCUUUUAGUUAUUGAUGCCUUAGAUGAAAGCCAAGUUGAUAACAAAAGUGAAUUGUUGGAAUUGAUUGCAGAAGAGUUUGACCGACUGCCUAAAUGGAUUAAAAUCUUCAUCACCAGUCGUCCAGAACUUCCUGUUCAAAAGGAGAUGAAAGACAUGAAUCCUGUGGAAAUUACAACUCGUCCUCGUGAUAAAAACAAUGAAGAAGACCUGCACAAGUAUUUGAGACAUCAGUUGAAGAGUAAUUUAUUCAUUGCUGACAGUUGGCACAAAGACAGUGAUGACAGUGAUGAUUCAUUUGACAGUGAUGACAGUGAUGUCUCAUUUGAAAUUGAUGACAGUGACUUCUUAUUUGACAUUGAUGACAGUGAUGACUCAUUUAACAUUAAUGACGAUGAUCGUGAUGAAAACAACGAAAAAGACCUGCACAAGUAUUUGAGACAUCAGUUCAGUGGUCGGGUGCAGAUAAAUCGCUACGUUCUUCGGUCAUUAGUUAAAAAAUGUGAGGGAUCAUUUCUUUAUGCGUAUUACGCACAACUGCAAUUUAAAGAAGAAAAUAUUAAGCUAACUGUCAAGAAUAUUGAGCAAUUGGUUCCUACUGGGUUGAGUAAAUUUUACAAAGAACAAUUCAAGAGAUUAAAUAAAUUAUUGAAAGGAAUAAUUUUAUCAACACACAAAACCGUUAUUUCCGAUAAAAACUUUACGGAAUGUCUUGAAGUGUUGGUGACUUAUCAAAGUUUUUUGCCUUUGUCUUUUCUUUUUCAAUGUUUAGGUUUUCCUGAUGACAUGAAGUUUAAAGAUCGUAUUAAAAUACAUGAAGUGCUAUCUCAAUUUUUUCCAAUUUACGAUGAUUAUUUGACCGUGUAUCACAAGUCUCUUAUUGAUUGGUUGAAAUCAGAUGGUUAUGAAGAGCAUGAGUUUACAGUUGAUCCAAAAAAUUGUCAUAGGUUCUUAUGGCAUGCUUGUGAAAAAGUGUUUAAACAAAUUAAGUUGAUGAAUAUUUUUGAAGAUCAGAUCAGCACUGCUAUGAUUAAAUAUGCUUUGGAGAAUGGAAUCUAUCAUAUGUCAAAAUGUGGCGAAAAUGUCGACUAUAGUUGGGCAGUAGAAGUCAAAGUGAUUUGUGCGAGAAUUAUGGGUAUGAAAGACAUUGACAUUAGGUCUGAAUUGUUUAAUAUCAUUAAACAACGACGUGCUUUCUUGAAAAAAGAUGUACUUGAGGAAGCACUAAUUUAUUUGCUUACGACACGGAAAUAUGAGUUUCCUAAUACCUUAAUUCAUUUACCAGCUAUUGCCAACAGAAUUCGUGGAAGUAGCGAAAAAAGAUUAUUGGCAAGGGAUUUAUUGAAACAAGGAAAGUUUUCUUGGUUUGAGGAUUUAGACUCAACAUAUUUGACAAACCAUCAUCAUUUGACUGUCUCCUUGCGUGCUAACGUUACAUCUCUUUGUGUGUCGUCCAAUGAAGAACUUCUUGCUGUAGGAUAUGAAAAUGGUCAAAUAUCUAUUUUUGAGCUUCCACAAUUUAAACAACGCUGCACUCUAGGCACUGCACUUGAUGAUUUAAGGUUGGAUAAGUGGUAUGAUGUAGACACAUUUUUAUCCCAGUAUGACAUCUAUGACUAUCCAACUAUAGAGAAAUCCAGUUUUAUACAAGGAAACAUCUGUUGUUGCUCGUUUUCAUCUACCGGAAAUAGAAUGGUAACUAGUGAUGGAUCUCCAGAAGUAAAGUUGUGGGACGUUAACAAUGGACGUUUGUUAUCAUGUUUACAGUCAGAUGAUGUCGUUAAUCGUUGCUCUUUCUUAGAUUCUGGUUUGUUUAUUACAGCAAGACAUCAUGAAAUUUCUUCUAAAGAAGUGUUCACUGCAUGGAAUUCAUUAACUUUGCGAAGAAUUGAUCGACGCUGCGUUGUUGAUUACCAAAAACUACAAUACACAGAUAAAUAUUCAGAGUUUUUUUUUUCAGAU
This is a messenger RNA of Xenia sp. Carnegie-2017, 3156 nucleotides long. RefSeq lists its product as uncharacterized. Gene Ontology annotation, molecular function: protein binding. The annotation marks the transcript as partial. The record is from RefSeq and is a predicted model, not a curated record. The transcript is spliced from 2 exons. Lineage: Eukaryota; Metazoa; Cnidaria; Anthozoa; Malacalcyonacea; Xeniidae.